ACAGUACGCAGCAGGGCUCAGGGACAGGCAUCAACUGAGGUUUCUCUCUCUCCCAACUUUCCACAGUGGAAGCAACAUCUAUGGUCCAUCGCAUCAGCUUUUUGAACAACACAAGCAGAAACGCAUAGAGAGAGAUGGAAACGGGGAAGGUGGUAGUGGAAAGAAUUGGAGGGAAGUCAACGAUCACCCGAUACUACUCCAAAUAUCCUCUCAAAUUCAUUAUCCCAACAAAGGUGGGUAGCUCCCAAACUGAUGUUGUUUGGAUUUACUCUCUCACCUAUGGUGGUGGCAUUGUCUCCAUAUAUUCAAUCUCAAGUGAUUUAACAAUUGGAGAUGGUGGCACCACUGUUUUGACCACCCAGGCUUCCACGAAUGUCUACAAGUCUCUGCAAUCUAAGUUCUGUGAACAAGUAUUGGAGGUAUCCAUUCCUUAAUCGACAAACCAUGGUUUCCUGAGUUCGUUAUGUUUGGUAUCAGUUACGUUGGUUGUUUGCUUUAAUCUUAGGUGUGGUAUUGGAAAAAGAAAGGGACAAAAAUUGUAGUGUUAUCAUUUGCUUUUUACUAUAUGAUUUAGUAAGCAAGAAGAACGAGAAAAGUAAACAGUUGUUCUUGGGGGUUUAAGUUCUCAAAUGGAAAACGGUUUCUUCUUAGUACCAUCCUCCUUAUUUAUGGUUUUAUGCGUUUUAUAGCUUUGGCACGUAUGAUAGAUUAUACCAUGUUAUAGAGUUGGGUACUUGGUGGUUUAGCUAUUGAAAACGCAUAGGCAACUCUUUUAGCAUCGUAUGAAACUUCCGAUGAUCCGUUCACUUCUAGAAUUCUUGAGACAAAUAGUUAUUGAAUCAUUUAAGUAGUCCAUGCUAUAUAUUUUUACAUCAUGCCUUAACGGUUAAAGUAGGGAGACAUGCUUGUAACUCUAUUUUCUAGAUGUAACUCAACUUGCGAGGAAUUGGUUUUUUUGUUUUGGGAAACAAGAUGAAGUUUAUUGGAUACAAUGCGCAACCAUUGAAGGAGAUCUUCCAUCCUCUUCUCUCUCUCUCUCUCUCUCUGAAGUUAUGAAACAAAUACUUGCUACUAAAAACGGCUAAUUUAUGCCAUAGGCAAGAAUUGGAAGUAGUGCUCUCUUGGCUGUGAUUCCAGAUCCGGUGACGUGUUUCUCCACUGCAAAGUACUCCCAAAAGCAAAGCAAGUCUUCAGGGUGUCAGCAGACUCAAACAUGCUUAUUGUUGAUUGGAUCACUAGUGGCCGUCAUGAGAGCGGAGAAAAAUGGGAUUUUGAGCUCUACAAAAGCACCAACCACAUCUUCUUAGAAGGUGCUCAACCUUUGUUUCUUGAUGCGGUAAUAUUCCUCUUUCAGAUGCUUUUACAUUGUUGUGUACUGAAUAUGGCUGACUUCCAGUGCUCAUUACUAGCUCAUUACUAGCAAUACAGAUACUUAUCCCAAAAAAAUAAAAAAUAAAAAUUAACAGCAAUACAGAUAAGGAGGUUGUUUUAAUCAUGGAACCUUUGGUAGUCGUUCGUUUCUUUUCUUUUCUUUUUAGUGUGUUGUUCACUCGUAUUGUCACGCCCUCAAUUUUUAACAUAAUUAAGUAAUACAUUUCAAUAAAGAGUUUCGCUUAUCAUAGAUAUAUUACCCCAAAGAAGUUCCCACCUGUUCAAAUUACAAAAUAAGUUCCCAAGAUUAAAGUUAUGCAACUUAGGCACUCCGGCCCCAAAUAAAACUUAAGUACUUGUACGAACUAACCUUUAAGUUACAAACAGUUUAGUCAAAAGGAAUUUCUAAAAUGAAUAGUUACAAACUCAUCUUUCCCAAAAGAAAGUCAAUUACAAAAGAUGAUUAAGUAACUACAUGAGAUUGGCUUCCAAAAGUUGUUCACUUCAAGCACUCAACAUAUGCAAUCUACUGUCGAGCGUUUGAACUUGAAAAGAAAGAUUAGAUUGAGCUACACUAACCCAGUAGAAAAAUCUUUACCGAUUCCAUAAGUAAAUAUGAUGAAAUGAGCAGGUGAAGUGAAGACAAGAGAUACAACUCAAUCGACGGAAAACAACUAGUUUAAGGGUAUUCUCCAACGUUCAAUGUAAUCACUCUAACACAUGCCAAAAGUACAAUGUGCCGUCGAAUUUCCACGGUGUCAACAACUCAAGUAAACUCAACAUGACUCGCUAUCGUCAAUCUCCCUUCAUCGGUAUUUCCACCCCUUGUGUUACCGUAUAACACCACGAGGAUUACCACCUCUUGCGUCACAGUGAUCCCUAACGACACGAGUCAUCGUAUUACCACCCCUUGCGUUACGAGACCGCCUAAGUCUUCGUAUUACCACCCCUUGCGUUACGAGACUUCCUAAAUCAACUUCCAACACAAACAACUAUCUCCUUACUCGAUAUACAAGCUAUGACCUUCCAAGAUCACAAUCAUACAUGAAAUAUGUUACGACAUGCCAACUAUGUCACAAAUAUACCACAAACGUUCAUAAAUAAUCAAUCAAUCACAAAUUGCAUCUUAUUGACAUUUAUUCAAGUAAACUAUCAUUUAAUCCUUAUUAACGAAGGGUCAAUGGGUCAAGAAUAACAUCCACUAGUCAUAAGAAGUCAAGACGAUAGAACGAGGGUCUUGGGGGUAGCCAACGGAUGUUGGUAGACCGACAUACCCCCACUAUAAUGGUCAUAACUUUCUGUGUACUCAUAGAGUAUUAAGGUGAUUUUGGUGGCAAUGAAAAGCUAACUUCAAGACCUUCGAAUCGAUACCAAGUUUGCAUGAAUUGGACGUCGGACGAGAAAGUUAUGGCCGUUUGAAGUUGGGCUAAAAACCAGAAGACGAGCAGAAUGUCCAGAGAGGGAAGGGGUAUCGAUACCCCUUGUUUAUCGAUACCUGGCUGAAAUUUUCCAGAAAAGGAAGGGGUAUCGAUACUCCAUGUUUUGGUAUCGAUACCACGCAGUUCGGAGGCGAUUUUCUACAGUUUUGACAGACUUUCAAAGCAACGAAGGGGGACGAUCCAAGCACGACCCAUGCAUCAAAACAACAUACAUACACAUAGAAGAGGUAAAUAUGUCCCUACCUCGCGACGAUAACCAAGAUCUACGAGUUUUGAACAAGCCCUAGCUUUCUUGAACUUCAAAUCUUCGAUUCGAGCCCGACCCAAGGAUUUCCAAGCUCAAGGAUGCGAAUGGAGGGUCAAAUGAAGUUGAUUCUUGAAGGUUUUGAGGUAUUUGAGUGAGGUUUUGUGUGAGGAGAGGAGAGAGAGGUAGCCCGGUGGGGAGGGGGAGAGAGAGACAGAUGAGAGAGAGUGGAGGGGAGAAAAUAAUCUCCUACACACUAUACACUACUAUAUAUACUCAUAUAUUCUUAAAUCACACACUCACUCCCUCAAUUCUCUAUUCUUUUCACUUCAAUCCCCAAAUCAAAUAAUCACCCAAUAAACCACUUUUUCUCAUUUAGACAUUUAUUAAUCAUUUUCAAUAAUUAAAGAAAAUACGGGUCUCUACACGUAUCGUCCUACUA
Molecule: messenger RNA, 3496 nt
Organism: Rhododendron vialii
Lineage: Eukaryota; Viridiplantae; Streptophyta; Magnoliopsida; Ericales; Ericaceae
Product: urease accessory protein D-like
Exons: 4
Coding region: 135-434 (99 amino acids)
Molecular function (GO): nickel cation binding
Source: RefSeq, a predicted model, not a curated record